Molecule: messenger RNA, 3007 nt
Organism: Ylistrum balloti
Lineage: Eukaryota; Metazoa; Mollusca; Bivalvia; Pectinida; Pectinidae
Product: LIM domain-binding protein 2-like
Exons: 10
Coding region: 156-1298 (380 amino acids)
Biological process (GO): negative regulation of transcription by RNA polymerase II; nervous system development; positive regulation of transcription by RNA polymerase II
Cellular component (GO): nucleus; transcription regulator complex
Molecular function (GO): LIM domain binding
Source: RefSeq, a predicted model, not a curated record
UUGUACACUAUAAAGAAGAGAUUUUAUGCUCACAGUUGCAUACUUGCAUUUAUCUGGCUUUUCUACAUCAAAGGUUGAUAAACCUGUUCUUUGCUUUGAGAGUUCCAUUAUAACCAAUCAUCAUACUGGACAGAGCGCAAUUCCUGGGUCCCAGGAUGCCAGCCGGGCAGCCUAUCCCAUCCCCCAUGGACAGAGAUCAUGGAAUUGCGCGACACACCCCUUACAUGGGACAGCCAGACUACCGUAUCCAUGAGCUUAACAAACGCCUGCAACAACGGACAGAGGACAGUGAUAACUUAUGGUGGGAUGCCUUCACUACCGAAUUCUUUGAGGAUGAUGCCAACUUGACCUUGUCUUUUUAUCUAGAAGAUGGACCUAAACGAUACACCAUUGGUAGGACACUGAUACCUCGUUACUUUAGAAGUAUAUUUGAGGGUGGAGUGACUGACUUGUACUAUAUCCUGAAAUAUCCCAAGGAAUCCUUCCAUAAUACAUCUAUCACUCUUGACUGCGACCAGGCUACCAUGGUUACACAUCAUGGCAAACCCAUGUUCACUAAGGUGGUGACUGAAGGACGGCUAAUCCUGGAAUUCACAUUUGAUGAUCUGAUGCGUAUACGAUCCUGGCAUUUUCAAGUGCGGCAACACAGAGAGCUCAUCCCACGAAGUGUAAUAGCCAUGCAGCAAGACCCUGCCAUGGUGGAACAGCUGUCUAAAAACAUCACAAGACAGGGCCUUACCAACUACACACUUAACUUUCUACGGCUGUGUGUAAUAUUGGAGCCUAUGCAGGAGCUGAUGUCUAGACACAAGGCUUAUGGUUUGAACCCACGCGACUGCCUGAAAACCACUCUGUUUCAAAAGUGGCAGAGAAUGGUGGCACCCCCUGGCAAAGGAAAGCCAGAUACUGCGAGACAGCCAGGCAAAAGAAAGAGAAGAAAGGCAUCAGCCAGUAGUGCUGGAGGGGGCAUGAACAGCACCACACCACCUGCAGGCAAGAAACGCUCACCAGGGCCUCAGGGCAUUGGCACAUCAGUCCCGGGGAAUUUGAUGUUACAACAGGAUGUGAUGGUUGUUGGGGAGCCAACUUUGAUGGGGGGCGAGUUUGGUGACGAGGAUGAGAGACUGAUUACAAGACUUGAGAAUUCACAAUUUGAACCGAACAACACGGAAGAGGACUCGAAGGAGUUCCAGAACAGUCCCGCCCUACAGCAUAGUCCCUGGGGGCAGGACAAGAAACCCCCCACCGCUCCCUCAGGGUCAUCAGGGCCACCCAACCCAGAAGAUAAGGUUGAGUAACCCAGAGAAGACCAUCAUCCAUCAGAAAGUUUUCCCAGCAUACAAUUUUCCAUCAGACAACAUUUUUCCAAUUACUUCAUUAUGAGACAUGAUCAUGACCUUUGACCUCAUCGGUUUUCACAUCUUCAUUUUUGUGAUUGAUAAUCUCCGAGCUUGUCAUUAUCUUUCACUUUAUAAUAAAUGACCUUUGACCCUUAAUUUUGGUGGUCAUUUGGUACAUUUUUUUCUGGGUGAUGUGAAUGUCACUUGAUUUAUGGAUGGACUCGUCAUAUUUGAGUUUUUUGAAACUGGUGGUAAGGAAGAAAGUCUUUAUUGUGAUUAUGAUCAUGUGAUCAAAUACAAUUUAUUUUAGAUCGAUGCAGUUUCACCUUUUCCUAAGAUAUGUGAGCCCCUACACAGAAAUAUUCGUUAGAAAGUUAUUGAUCUGCAGUUACAUCUAGGAAAAUUCAAAUCCAAAUCAUGUUGCCAAAAUUUCAUUGUUAAAAAAUGUUUUCGUAGCAUUAAGAAUUCAAGAAAAGAAGUUGUUUCAAAAGAUGAGAAACAUCCUGAAAAGGAUUUUACUAAGGGAAACGAUCAAUUUUCAGAUGUAAUAGUUAAAAGUUCCAAAGGAUGUAGCCAUCCAGAAAAUAGCAGUUAAAACAAAGAUGUACAUAUCAUGUUGUUUAAAUUAUCGUUAACAACUGAAAAACUUCAUUCUCAACUACUGUUUGAAGAUGCGACCAAACUUCUGAGUGUUACUGUUAUGAUUCCAACUUAUAUCUGUUUCAAUUUUAUAAAUAUUGCCACAUUUAAAAGCUACAAGAUAAAGGCAAUUUAUGAAAAAAAAAACCCAUCAGAGCUUACAAAGUAGUCUGUCACAAUAAACAUCCUUUCUGCCUCCCCAGGACUCCAAACUUGGUUUAAUUUGAUAAUUUGGAAAGAAAUAACGGACAGAAAACCCAAGUAUGGGUAAACAUUACAAAAUGUAUGUAUUGUUGUAUGAAAUAAGAAGCAUGUAUUUAGAAUUUAUAGGGUACGUCAUAAUUGAAAAGAUUAAACAUGUCUUUUGUUGUCCAAUAAAUAUGUUUGAUAGAAUCACUCUGUGUAAAUAACACUGUCUCUUCACCACAGGAAUUUCCUUAAACGUAGUGUAAGGUGUAAGUAAAAUGUAUGUCAAUUUCAUGUAGAGUGCGGGUAUUGGAUUGAGUGAGAAAUAUAAAAUCAGGAUUUAAAAAGUGCUUACUUUAUGAAAAAUCAAACCACUUUUUUCUAAAUAAGGAUUUAAAAUUUUUUUUACCCAGAAAUUAACUUUGUAGUUAAAUAAUUAUUGAUAAAGCUUUACAUUGAGUAUUUGCUUUGUUGCAAGUUGGAAAAAAAAAGUAAUUACAGGUUAAUCUAAUGUAAAGGAAAAAAAUACUCUGUCAAAAACUGCUCAUUUGAAUGUUCAGAUUUGAGACGCCACACUUUAUAAGAUAUGUUAGUCUGUGUACAUGAUCUUUCCUGAUUAAGUUACCCUCUCGAAAGUUUUUACCAUUAUUUUUAAUGCUGUCAUUCGGAACAUUUUCGUGCGACAUCUUUUCAAUGUUAUUUUGUAUUGGUAUAUACAUAAAUUAUCUAUACAUUUAAUUGUCCCUUUUUCUUUUAUAAAUAUACGUUUUCUAUUGUAACAUUUUAAAUUUACAUCUUCUUUCUCCUUUCUAUUUCUAAUAUCAUCAAUUAAUGAUGUUGAA